Molecule: messenger RNA, 1866 nt
Organism: Fusarium pseudograminearum CS3096
Lineage: Eukaryota; Fungi; Ascomycota; Sordariomycetes; Hypocreales; Nectriaceae
Exons: 2
Coding region: 1-1866 (621 amino acids)
Biological process (GO): tetrahydrofolate interconversion
Cellular component (GO): cytosol
Molecular function (GO): FAD binding; methylenetetrahydrofolate reductase [NAD(P)H] activity
Source: RefSeq, a predicted model, not a curated record
AUGCAUAUCAAGGAUAUGCUCAACGAUGCCGAGAGGAGCGGCCAGCCCUCCUUCUCAUUCGAGUACUUCCCUCCCAAGACCGCCCAAGGUGUCCAGAACCUUUACGAUCGUAUGGACCGCAUGUAUAACCUAGGUCCCAAGUUUAUCGAUAUUACAUGGGGUGCUGGUGGCCGCAUUGCUGAGCUCACCUGUGAGAUGGUUCUCCAGGCUCAAGCUGUUUACGGUCUCGAGACCUGUAUGCACUUGACUUGCACUGACAUGGGCGUUGAGAAGGUCAACGACGCUCUACUCAAGGCGUACAAGGCCGGCUGCACCAACAUUCUUGCCCUUCGCGGCGACCCUCCCCGAGCUCAAGACAAGUGGGAGGCUGCCGACGGAGGCUUCCAGUAUGCCCGCGAUCUUGUCAAGCACAUCCGCAAUACCUACGGCAACCAUUUUGAUAUUGGCGUUGCAGGUUACCCAGAGGGUUCCGACGACAACAAGAACGAGGACGAACUACUCGACCACCUCAAGGAGAAGGUCGAUAUGGGCGCCACUUUCAUUGUCACCCAGAUGUUCUACGAUGCCGAUAACUUUAUUCGAUGGGUGAAGCGUGUUCGUGAGCGUGGUAUCACCAUCCCUAUCCUUCCCGGUAUCAUGCCAAUUGCAACCUACGCAAGCUUCCUCCGACGAGCCAACCACAUGCAAGCCAAAAUCCCACAGGAGUGGCUCGACGCCCUGGAGCCCGUAAAGAAUGACGAUGUUGCUGUCCGAAACAUUGGAAAGACCCUAGUUGCCAAUAUGUGCCGGAAGUUGCUCGCCAACGGCAUCCAUCACCUUCACUUUUACACCAUGAACCUUGCCCAGGCGACACGAAUGCUACUGGAGGAGCUCCAAUGGGCCCCUAGUGCUGAUCGACCUCUACAGCAUGCCCUCCCUUGGAAGCAGUCGAAGGGACUUGGCCGCCGCGAAGAGGACGUCCGUCCCAUCUUCUGGCGGAACCGCAACAAGUCCUAUGUCAUUCGCACACAAGAUUGGGACGAGUUUCCUAACGGUAGAUGGGGUGAUUCUCGCUCUCCCGCUUUUGGUGAGCUGGAUGCCUAUGGCAUUGGCUUGACAGGUUCCAACGAGGCGAACCGAAAGAAAUGGGGCGAACCUAAGGCUAUUCAGGACAUUGCUCAACUUUUUGUCUCUUACCUCAACAACAAGAUCGAGUCCCUACCAUGGAGUGAAUCGCCUCUCACUACUGAAGCUGAUGAGAUUAGAGACGACCUCAUCGAACUGAACAAGCGCGGACUCUUGACCAUCAACUCGCAGCCUGCUGUCAACGGUGUCAAGUCCUCUCAUCCCAUUCACGGCUGGGGUCCUGACAACGGCUACGUCUACCAAAAGUCGUACCUCGAGUUGCUUGUUCACCCUGGUGUUUUCGACAAGAUGAUCUCGCGCAUUGAGAACCACCCUGACCUGACCUACUACGCUGUUACCAAGGAUGGCGAACUUCGAUCUAACGUCACUUCUGACGGCCCCAAUGCCGUCACCUGGGGUGUGUUCCCUGGUAAGGAGAUUGUUCAGCCAACCAUUGUCGAGAGCAUUAGUUUCCUCGCAUGGAAGGAUGAGGCAUUCCGACUGGGCGUUGACUGGGCGCACUGUUACGACAUCAGCUCCCCUAGUCGUGCUCUUCUUGAAGGCGUCAUGAAUGACUGGUACCUGGUCAAUAUUGUUAAUAACGAUUUCCACGACAACAAAACCAUCUUCGAGCUUCUUAAGGGACUCGAGGUUAAUGACUUGACGACUCCUGCGACUCCUCUCUCCGAGCCUGUCGCGAACGGCGCCGUCGAUACCGAGCCCAUUGCUAAUGGUACUGCGGCCACCACCGUUGCGAACUAA